AUGGAUUCCAGAGUCUGGCACGUCUUCCAGAAGGAGCUCACCUGUCCCAUCUGCAAGAAGUACUUCAUUGACCCAGUCACCAUAGACUGUGGGCACAGCUUUUGCAGGCCUUGUCUGUACCUCUGCUGGCAAGAAAUGUCAGAUCUUAGUUUGUGCUUGAAAUGCAAGACAGUGACAGACAAGAGAGAUUAUAAAACAGACAUUAGCAUCAAGAACCUGGCAGUCCUUGCCAGAAAAGCCAGUCUCCAGCAGUUUCUCAGCUCAGAGGAGCACACGUGUGUGGUGCACAAGGAGACAAAGAAGAUCUUCUGCAAAGAGAAGAAGAAGCUGCUGUGUGUGCUCUGCUCUGACUCUCAGGAGCAUCAGGGUCACAGACACCUGUCAGUGGACUGGGCUGCCGAGGAGCACAGAGAGACCCUCCUGAAGACAAUGAAGUGUUUAUGGGAAAACCUUUGUGAAAAUAGCAGAAACAUGAAUAUGGAAAUAAUCAAAACCAGAUCAUGGGAGGAUUAUGUCUACACAAGGAGAGAAGCAAUCAGAGGUAUAUUUCAGAAGAUGCCUCUAUAUCUCCAGGAGGAGGAGCAACACCAUUUGGAGAUCCUGUACAAAGAGGGCAGGGAAAUUUUUGAGCAACUCAACGAAAGUCAAGCCAGAAUGGCUCACAAGAGGGAGACUUUAAGAGGAAUGUAUAAGGAACUGAAGGAAAUGUGUCACACACCAGAUGUGGAGCUACUUCAGGCUUUUGAAGACAUCCUGCCCAGGUGUGAAUCCAUGCUCCUGCACAUGCCCCAGCCUGUGAAUCCAGAGCUGAGUGCAGUGCCUAUCACUGGAUUGAUAGAAACCCUCAGAUGCUUCCAAGUGACUGUCACUCUGGAUCCUGAAAGAUUCAACCGGCACAUGUUCCUACAGGGAGAUCUCAGAGGCCUGAACAUUGGUUGUUUUCCUCAUGAUGUGCCCUGUCUCCCGGAGAGGCCCGGAUGUUUUCUGUCAUGGGGUGUUCAGACUUUUACUUCUGGCAGAUAUUACUGGGAGGUAGAAGUAGGAAACUCUUGCAAUUGGGCUUUUGGUGUUUGUAAUGACUUUUGGAAAGACAGGAACAGGAAUACCGAGACAUUUGUCGAUGAGGGACUCUUUCUUAUAGCAUGUGUUAAGGAAGAUGCCCAUUACAGUUUCUUCACCACCUCUCCACUUUCAGUGCAAUAUGUAGCAAGGCCAAUUAAUCGCAUAGGACUGUUCCUGGAUUAUGAAGCUAGAACUAUGAGCUUUCUUGAUGUUGAUCGCAGUUCCCUGAUACAUACCAUCCCUUCUUGUUCCUUUUCUAUUCGUCUCAAGCCUAUCUUCUGCUGUUGUCAUUUAUGA
This is a messenger RNA of Lepus europaeus (European hare), 1359 nucleotides long. Its product is annotated as tripartite motif-containing protein 51-like. The record is from RefSeq and is a predicted model, not a curated record. The transcript is spliced from 6 exons. Gene Ontology annotation, molecular function: zinc ion binding; protein binding. Bases 1 to 1359 code for a protein of 452 amino acids. NCBI's taxonomy places the organism in Eukaryota, Metazoa, Chordata, Mammalia, Lagomorpha, Leporidae.